Molecule: messenger RNA, 2980 nt
Organism: Xyrauchen texanus (razorback sucker)
Lineage: Eukaryota; Metazoa; Chordata; Actinopteri; Cypriniformes; Catostomidae
Product: extracellular matrix protein 2-like
Exons: 11
Coding region: 210-2402 (730 amino acids)
Biological process (GO): positive regulation of cell-substrate adhesion; extracellular matrix organization
Cellular component (GO): extracellular matrix
Molecular function (GO): protein binding; collagen V binding; heparin binding
Source: RefSeq, a predicted model, not a curated record
GAAACUUUCAGACACAAAACUGGAGAAGUUUUGCCCGAGCGAGCCCUGACUAAACUCUAGAGCAGCCCCUGUCUGUUUUUGACAUUUAUCAGCAUUCUUGUGGAGCAGACGCACACACACUUCUUGCGCUGCUGGCAAAUCCCGUAGCACUUGGAAAAGAGCGGAAAUAUUUGGCCUCACAAAACCGCCUGAAACCAGUGGUUUCAGCCAUGAGACUAAACCUCAUUCUGGUACUGUCACUCUGCAUCUGUCUGACCUUCAGUCUCGCAGAAGAUCAGAGACGUCCCUUGACACGAGGUAGAAGGCGAGGACCGAAACGAGCAAGGAAACAGACUAAUAAUGCCAUCUUGCAGCAGGGCAAAACGCCAGAAGGCAAUGGACAGGAUGGAUCCAUUUUCCUUGAAUCUUACAAGAACACCAAGGAGCCAAAGCCAAACUAUGAUGUGACUCCAGGGAAGACUGAGCACUGUGUGUUUCGGGGCAUCACUAUGUUUGAUACAACGGUGUGGUCACCAAAGCCAUGUGUGACCUGCCUGUGCUCCAGUGGUGAGGUGGUCUGUGACCAAAUAAAGUGUCCUGUCCUACGGUGCCAUCUUAAAUUUCAACCAAUCGGAGAGUGCUGCCCAAUUUGCAUUGACUCAGUCCUCGAUGUCCCUGAGUAUUCUGGUGACUCCCCUGUUGUCAACGAUCCUAUCGAGCUUGAUACCGAAAUAUCUCAAAGCCAGACAGAAAGGAAAGAAAGACAGAAAAAAGAAGGAGAGGAACGGAUUCGCAAAAACGAUGCCGAACGCAGGCUGAGAAAGAAGCAGAAGAAAGAGGAAGCCAAGAGAAAGAGGAAGUUAAAAGAGGAGAAGGCUGCCAGGGAAAAAGAGGACGAGCGAAGGAGGCUACGAGAGGAGGAAGAGGAGAGAGUAGCAGCGGAGGAGAGGAGAAGGAGGAUGGAGGAACAGCAGAGGGCCGAGGUGGAGAGAGCUCAUCGACUCGAGAUGGAGCAGAGGGAGAUGCUGAGAGCUCUGGAGGAAGCAUCCGAACGUGCACAGGAAGAAAGGCUCCGUGGAGACGAAGCCACUGAAGAAGAGGAAGAUGUCUGGUUGAGGGGGGACGUUUUCCAAAUGCCGCCAGCGCAGCCAACAAACGCCCCAGGUCCUCCUCCUCUGCCACCUCUCCAGAAGCCAAGUGAACCGGGUGAGGAGGAACCCGAACUGGGCGAGGAGGAACCUGAACACACUGAAAUGGUUACCACCAUGCUACCUCCAGGUUGUUCGAUCUCUGACGUCAUCAUCACCUGUGAGAAUGCGAAACUGACAAAUAUACCUCCACUGUCCAUCCCUGAGCUCAAAUCACUCAGCCUACAGGGCAAUGAAAUCAAAACGAUUCCUGCUGGAGCUUUCAAUGGCAUUCCUAACCUAGAAUGGAUAGAUUUGGGAAAAAACAAGAUCUUGUCAUCUGGGAUCGAUCCACAAGCAUUUAAAGGCCUUAAAUUCCUGUCUCGUUUGUACUUGGAUGGAAACCUUCUGGAACAAAUUCCCUCCGAGCUCCCAUCAACACUCCAAGAGCUGAAGAUAAAUGAGAACAAUCUAAAGGAAAUUGAGGAAAACAGCUUUGAAGGUCUUAGCAAUCUGGUUACCUUGGAAAUGGAGGGAAACUUGCUCAGUGAAGGUAAUAUGAAUCCACAGGCCUUUAAACCUCUGAAAGAGCUGACUUAUCUUCGACUGAGCAGAAACUAUUUCCGUACCAUUCCUCAGGGCCUACCUGCAUCUUUACAGGAGUUGUACCUCGAAAAUAACCGAAUUGAAGAAAUCUCUGAAACGGCAUUUAACGACACAACAAACAUCAACGUUGUUGUGCUGCAACAUAACAGACUAGAUGAAUCAAGGAUUGCGCCAUUAGCCUGGAUCAAUCAAAGGAACCUCGAAUCUAUUGAUCUCUCACACAACAACUUCUAUCUGGUUCCAUCCUUCCUCCCAAAGUCAUUGGUACACCUGGUGUUGGCCGGAAAUCAGAUUGAACGCAUUCCAGGAUACGUGUUUGCUCACAUGGAGCCUGGCCUGGAGUACCUCUACCUCUCUUACAACAAACUGGAUGGUGAAGGCAUUGAGCCAGAGUCCUUCUUUGGCACCUUAAGCACUAUGACCGAACUCUGUCUGGACCACAACGAGCUCACAGCUGUUCCCAUAGGAGUUAAUGAGAUGACAGCGUUACACUUCCUCCGACUUAACAGCAACAAAAUAAGGCAUAUAAACGAAGAUGCCAUCUGUGACCCCUUGAAUGACAACGACUCCCAUCUAGUCGCACUUCGCCUUGAGAACAAUUUAAUUGAUUCACGGAAAAUACCACCCACUGCUUUCUCCUGUGUCCGAUCCUACUCUAGUGUCGUUUUAAAACCCCAGAGGAUCAAGUAACCAUCCUUCAUAUUUCACAAAACAUUAGUGAAAUAAGUUACUAUAUUGUUAAUGCCAAACAACUGCUACGAGAGACACAAUUUCAGCUUAAAAUCUCUGUUUGGCAUGUUUGUUAUUGCAGCAUGUUUUAUUGUCUUUUAUAAGCGUCGAUGUAUAAGUCAGAUAAGAUUGGACAUGACCACUGCUUGGAGGAUUGAGAAAGCAUUCAGUUGUUGUUAGCACCUGUCUAGACGUGUCUUUGAAGGUGUCUUAAGGGGAUGCAUGGAUCAACAGUACAUUAAUUCACGAAAAAAGUAACUAAAACUUUGUAAUCUAUGUUGAGGUGUAUCUAUUUCUUUUGUAACAGUAUUACGUUUGAGAUGUCUACCAUAGUGAAAUUACUAAGAAAAAUGAUGCAUGUUUUGCAGCUUUUAUGAACUGUUUCUAAAUGCAAGCAGCCAGUUUAUGUACCUGUUUACAUAAUGCAUAUUUCAAGUAAGGCAGGGCCAUGAACAUGUUACUACUGAGAAAAUAAUUGAUAUUUACAGUUCGAAAAUGUAUUUUUAUUAUUAUUAUUAUUAAAAAGUUGUUUGAGUGCA